This is a messenger RNA of Lytechinus pictus (painted urchin), 9316 nucleotides long. Its product is annotated as protein strawberry notch homolog 1-like. Gene Ontology annotation, cellular component: nucleus. The transcript has 30 exons. Lineage: Eukaryota; Metazoa; Echinodermata; Echinoidea; Temnopleuroida; Toxopneustidae. Gene Ontology annotation, molecular function: histone binding; chromatin DNA binding. Bases 322 to 4797 code for a protein of 1491 amino acids. The record is from RefSeq and is a predicted model, not a curated record. Gene Ontology annotation, biological process: regulation of DNA-templated transcription.
GUAUACAGCAUGAUUGGGCAUAUGUGCACAUACGAGAUAGAUAUCGUCAGUUGAACGUGUCCGUUUCAACUAUUAUUUUUUAACGGCUAUAAUGAAUAGAUCAAAAAAAAUUAAAAAAUAUCUCUUUAAUUUUAAGAACUAAUAUCAUCAACAUUCUGAAUAUCCUUAUUAGGUAUAUUUUUAUUUUACAUUUUUGAAAUUGGCAAUAUUAUGUUCACUGCAAUGCAAUUCUGCGAUUUGCGACUCGUCUUACUCGUUCCUUCUUUCUGGAUGUAAUCAUAGUGUUACAAAAAACGGCUUAACAACUUAGCGUUAAUUGCCAUGGGAGAUUCAGGCAAUCCACCGGAUCUCUUGUCUGCUGCCCUCUGUGAGAGUGGACUUUCAUUAGAUGAUAUAUUGAACCCGUCUAUGGAGGAGGAUGAUGAGACAAAUUCUCUCCCAGCUGAUCCCAGCAGUGUGUUGGCUCAGGCCAUGGCUGUCAGUGGUGUUGAGGAAGACGAAGAAUCAGAUCCUCUUCUAGAGAUGUUACAACAUACACCGUCAAGCUCAAACAAUGGGCCUCAGAAUGUAAUCAGUACUGCCAGGGCUUUCACAGAGAACCAUCAGCCUGUCACUCCAACAUCCUCCAAACAAACCAUAGUCAUUCGGCAAGUGUCCGCGGCAUCGUCAACAAGCCUCGCCUCACCGGCCAGUGUGCUAAAGAUCAUCAGCAGUAAACCUGAUGGUCAGCAAAUAGUCACCACCAAGCCCAUCAUUCUGACCACUACAACAUCCGAGAAGGGACAAACCAGCUCUAAUACUUUAUCAAGACUCAACACAAUCAUGGGAGGGACACCAUUGAACAAGCAGUUUGUCAAGUUUUUGGUUAAGCCAUCAAGCCCGGGUGUGCAGCAAGCAACCAAGAAGACGAUAGUCCUCAAUGAUACUGCUAAGCCACCAGGUCUUACCAGAUCAUAUACAGACUCGGCCCUUUUGAAAUCAGAUGGUGUUCGAACUAUUCAAACAGUCACAAAACCAGCGGGUUUGUUCAACAGAUCAUCUUCACCAAGUGUGAUCAGGAACGGAUCAACUAUACCUCGGUCAGCUUCUUUUCAACUACCAAGGAGAGAUGACCCCUCAGUAAAGAUGAAGACACCUUUCUUUCCUUCAACUUCGCAGGGAGUAAACAAAACAUUAACUGUUACAAGGCGGCAUCCCUUCCGUAUCAUUGAUGAUGACGAUGAUGAUUUGGAUGAUGAUGAGACCUUAGGCUUUGCUGACACCUAUGCAAAUUAUACUCCGAGUAAAUUGAAGGUUGGUGUAAAUCACCCUGAUGCUGUCGUAGAGACGAGUUCACUUGCCAGCGUGCAGCCCCCUAAUGUAUGGUAUCAUCUGAGUAUACCAGAGAGCACUAUGGAUUACGGGCAUCUAUCCUCAUUGCAGCUUGAAGCAAUCACGUAUGCCUGUCAGCAACACGAGACAAUACUGCCAAAUGGAACUCGCGCUGGCUUCCUUAUAGGUGAUGGCGCUGGUGUAGGGAAAGGAAGAACAGUAGCGGGGGUUAUCCUUGAGAACUAUCAUCUUGGCAGGAAAAGAGCUCUCUGGUUGAGUGUUUCAAACGAUCUGAAAUAUGAUGCUAUGAGAGAUCUAAAGGACAUAGGUGCUGGCAAUAUUCCUGUCCAUUCUCUCAACAAGUUCAAGUAUGCCAAAAUCAACUCAACGGAGAAUGGUCAUGUGAGGAAGGGCGUCAUCUUUGCUACCUAUUCAUCCCUAAUAGGAGAGAGUCAGAACCGUAGCAAGUAUCGCACUCGCCUCAAACAGAUCCUGCAUUGGUGCGGAAAGGACUUUGAUGGAGUUAUUGUAUUUGAUGAGUGUCACAAAGCCAAGAACCUUGUACCCACAGGAUCAUCCAAGCCAACAAAGACUGGUAUCACAGUUCUAGAGCUACAGAAACAACUCCCCAAGGCCAGAGUGGUAUAUUGCAGUGCUACAGGUGCUUCUGAGCCUCGAAACAUGGCAUACAUGUCUCGUCUUGGUAUCUGGGGGAAGGGUUCAGCUUUCCCCGACUUCAAUGCAUUCAUCCAAGCCAUAGAAAGAAGAGGAGUUGGUGCUAUGGAGGUUGUGGCUAUGGACAUGAAGCUUAGAGGAACGUACCUUUCAAGGCAGCUUAGUUUUCAUGGAGUUACUUUCAAGAUCAAAGAGGUGUCUCUAUCGGAAUCAUUCAAACGUAUCUACAACAAAUCAGUCAAGCUGUGGCACAUGGCGAGAGACAGAUUCCAGAGGGCGGCCAAAUUAAUGGAUGCUGACCAGCGAAUGUGCAAGUCAAUGUGGGGUCAGUUCUGGUCAGCUCAUCAGAGAUUCUUCAAGUACCUCUGCAUAGCAGCUAAGGUCAAGCAUGUGGUCAAGCUGGCCAGAGACUCGGUCAAACAUGGAAAGUGUGUUGUAAUUGGUCUUCAGUCGACUGGUGAAGCAAGGACGUUAGAUGCCCUAGAAGAAGCAGGAGGGGAACUCAAUGAUUUUGUCUCGACAGCGAGGGGCGUAUUCACCACACUGAUAGAGAAGCACUUCCCCGUGCCUGAUCGUAACAAGACGAUGAGUAUGCUGGGACUGAGCUUCAACGGUAACAUGCAUGGUGAUGGCUAUGAAGAUGAGCAAGAGAAGAAGGAUAAGAAGGGAAAGAAAAGGAAAAAGUCAGGCAAGAAGUGGAAGAAGAAAGGAGUGACCAGAGAUUGGUGGGUUGAAGACAGUGAAAGCUCAUCAGGGGACUCUGACGAUGGCAGCGACGAUGAUGGCGACCCGGAGAAGAAGAAGAAGACUAAAGAGAGCAAGAGGAAGGUGGAGAAGGACGACGAUGAUGGCUUCUCAUCUUCGUCGUCAUCGUACGAUGACUCUCCUUUCCUCGAUUCCGACAACGACGAGGAUGACUUCAAUCCAUUUGGCAACUCAGAUUCAGACGAUGACCCCUGGUUAAACAGGAGUGGAAGGAAAAGCAAAGAACCAAAAAGCAAGAAGAGGAAGAAAGAUAAGGACAAGAAAGCUUCAUUAUCUCCCUCAUCUAAAUCUAAGAGCAACUCUCAUGGGGUGGACAGCGUUGAUUCCGCCGCAGACAAUGCUUUAAGAGCUCUUGGGAUCCUUCCGAAGACCCCAAGGUCUCUGUCCACCGAUGCAGCGGCUACUACCCUACAAAGUCUUUCAUCAUCAGUUCCUUCAGCUACAAAGAGUAGUGUACUACCUGGUAUGGAUGCAUAUGAGAGAGGAAGGCUGAUGAGACAAGAACUGAUGGAUAUGCUCGAAGAUCUAUCAGCUGAACUACCUCCAAACACUCUAGAUGAACUCAUUGAUCAACUAGGUGGGCCAGAUAAUGUGGCAGAGAUGACGGGUCGCAAGGGUCGAGUCGUCAGCCAUGAUAACGGAGUCCAGUAUGAAUCUAGAAGUGAAUUUGACAUUCCACUUGAGAUCCUCAACCUGACGGAGAAAAGACGCUUCAUGGAAGGGGAUAAGUAUGUAGCUAUCAUCUCAGAAGCAGCAAGCUCAGGUAUCUCACUGCAGGCUGAUAGAAGAGUAGCCAAUCAGAAGAAGAGAGUGCAUAUAACAUUAGAGUUACCAUGGAGUGCAGAUAGGGCUGUGCAACAGUUUGGUCGUACUCAUAGAUCAAAUCAGGUUGCAGCACCAGAAUAUGUCUUCCUCAUCUCAGAACUAGCAGGAGAACAGAGAUUUGCCUCCAUUGUUGCUAAGCGACUGGAAAGUUUGGGUGCACUUACUCAUGGUGAUAGAAGAGCUACAGAAUCCAAAGAUUUGAGUCGAUUCAACAUCGAUACCAAGUAUGGUCGUGAGGCCUUGGAGCUGAUAAUGAGAACCAUUCUAGACCUUGACACUCCUAUUGUAGAACCACCUGGAGGAAACCAAUUCUUUGUUGAAGUGAAGAAAGCCUUAGUUGGUGUUGGUCUUCUGUCCCACAAUGAGGACCAUGACAUGUACUUCUUUGAGAAAGAUUACAACAGUAUGCCCAAGUUCUUGAAUCGUCUCCUAGGCAUGGAAGUUGAUCUUCAGAAUUCUCUCUUCAAGUAUUUCAGUGAUACCAUGGUCACCAUUGUAUCAAGGGCAAAGAAAGAGGGCCAGUGGGAUGCGGGUAUUAUGGAUAUAAGCAAUGAGAGAAUGGAUAUCAGGAGGAUACAUACUGACACAUAUGUCGCUAUGUCAGGCAAUGCUACAAAUGAACUCCACAAGGUUGGUGCAGAGAGGGGUAUGUCGUGGAGGCAGGCAAUCGACAUGUGGUCAGAGCUUUCACAUCCUGAGGAAGGAUUUUACAUCUCACAGGUGAUGAAGUUUGGUCGUAAAGUGGCGAUCCUAGCCCGCUUUCCUCCAUCUAGCUCAUCUAAGAAAAGUGCCUUACAGCUCUUCAAACCAAACAUUGGUCUGCAGAGUAAACUUGAGACAGUCAGUGAUCUCAAGCUACGAUUCAGGAAGGUGUUACCUGAUGAAGCUAAACCAUUCUGGGACGCCCUCUAUGCCGCCUCUGAGAGCAAGUGUGCUCAUGUCUUCUGGAAAGGAACGUGCAAGUCAGCCAUGCUUGGUCUACCAUGUGACAUUGGUCUAAGACGUCGUACCUUCUUUGUUCUAUCUGGUGCUGUAUUGAGUGUAUGGGCGAGGGUAGAGGAGGUCCUACGUCUCAAUCCUAGGAAUGGUGCUGUCAUGCAGAUUAUACGUCUCAAGACCGACAAAGGAAAGCUUGUUGGUCUUCUCAUUCCAAGUAACUGUGUACCAGCUUUGAAGGACAUGCUUUCCAAGGACACGACCAGUUACUCAGAGACAUUCUAAAGAUGGGAUACUGUCAUGACUACUCAAAGAAUUACUUGAUGAAGCACUUGUUAAAACAUGAUAUUAAAGAUGGUCACCGGGAUCCUCAGAGCACUUCACAAUCUGCAAUUAAUCUUUGUUUAAAUGCCUUCUCAUCAGUGGGAUCCAGUUGAAGAACACUACUUACAGAACUCUUUUAGACAGAGCAUUUUACAGGCCAUGUUGAAAUGGUCACCUGAUGAUCCUCAAAGCCCUUCAUGGAUUUCAAGAGAUCUUGGAAUACCGGUCUUGUCAUUCGAAGCAACAUUAAUACACAUCUUAACCUUCCAAGAAUGCCUGGGCUAUGUUUUACAAAGAGUCGCGAUUGAUCCGUUCAACCUUAACUGUAUGGAAAUCCAUCAAUGUCAUAAUUUCUUCUUCUGGAAAUUUGCACUUUGUCCUUUGUAAACAAAGAGAAGCACACUAAAUUUUCAAGAAAACAGUGAAUGUAUGGAAAUGGAAAAAAUAUAUAGAAAAUAUUUUGAACAAAAAUGCAUUUCAGAUGUUGACGUUGCUGGAUUUCCAUAGUUGAUUGGAUCAAUCGCAACUCUUUGUAAGAUGGAGCCUAGAAGUUACUCUUAGAUCUUCUGUGAUCUGAUGGAAAAGCACUACAAAAAUUGGCGGAUUACCUCUUUGUGAAAAAGCUCCAGGUUCCUUUAUCUAACCUGUUCUAUUAAUGAAUCUGAUACAUGUAACAUUAUUCUAUGCUAAAUUGAGGAAAAUUUCUAGUAGAUAGACGAGUGUGAGGAUAAGCCCUCGAUUUGAAACUUGCCAAAUGGGUUCAUUUUGCAACCAGUUCAAGGAGUAGUAGUGAUCUGAAUAGUGAAGUGUCUCAUUGUAUUCUAUUUCAUGCAUUUGAAUGAUUGAUCAGUGCUAAUAUUCAUUGAGGUAUUUAUUAAACAAUUAAGGUGAAUUUGUAGGCCUGUAUUCAUUAAAGUGUAUGAAGUUAAAUUAUCAUUUAAUUUGAUGGUGUAAUGAUUGAUAGCCAAGGACAUUCCAACUUUGUUUAUGCAUUUUUUUUCCUGAUUACUAGACUUUGAGUAUAAACACAGGUCAACAAAACUAUUAUACUUCUAAUUCUCCUCCAGGCAUUGUGGAUACCAGUACGGAGGAAAAAAUUAAUUAUUUACUUUGAAGGGGUAUAUUCUUUUGGUAUUGGGGCUAUUAUUGUACUAAUUGAGGCCAUUCUCUUUAAUUGUCAGGCUAGUUUUGCUGCACAUCAUGCAAUUAGGUAAUGCACAAAGUUAAAAGUAUUAUGCCUUAUGUACCAGUACAAAUAUACAUGUUCAUUGGACCUUGUCAAUAGGUCUAAAAAAAAUAAUGUGGUAUAAAAAGGAUUAGAGAGCAAAAAUGAAUGGCAUAUUUUGUGGGUGUUUGAAUACAAUGUUGGUCUCAAAGAAUGGGGGUUUGAGGGGGAUAUUUAGGGGCAAUUUUGGCUAAAAUGUGCAAAAAUUUGUCUGUUGCUUUGGGCUUAUUCCAAUGCUUGCAAAAAUGACCCAUAGUGUCAGCAUAAUAUUGAAAAUUUCAAAUUGAUAUGAAGUAGUGUUUCACAUUUGGCUACCCAUAGUCUAACUUAUGGAUUUAAACCAUUCUUUAACUUCAAUAAACAAGAAAUCAGAAUAUGGACCAUGGACUGUAGCUUGCUAUUCAACUCAGAACUUUGCAUUUAUGAAGAAAAACCUUGUGUGUAUUGUAAAUAUUUCCAUGAAAGGGAACUCUUAAGAAAUACCCACCAUAACAAACCUUGUGUGAACAACUUUCAUCAGUAGUGAUAAUAAUUAACUAGAAGAAUUUACAUGAUAAAAGCUUUUGGCAUUAUGACAAUGGAGGUUUGAAAUUAUUAUACCAUCAGAUCAUGUCACCAACCAAACUCUUAAACUCCCAGUAUAAUAACAACUCUUAAGACAGGAGAUUCAACUAUUGAACUAUUUUUCAAAUUUGUCAAUUUAUGACAAAUGACUUAUUUGAAUUUCUUCCUUCUAUGAAUUGCUAGUGAUUAAUUGUGUUUCACUCUUUUCCAAUAUAGUGGAGAAAGUUAAUAACUGUUCUUCACAUACUAGCUUUCUCCUUUUUUUAAUGAAUUAGAGGAGGUUCAUUGUUUUUGUUGUAACACUUUAUAAUACUAUUCAUAUAGAUGCUUAUCUGCCACAAAAUAACUUAAUAAGCCAUAAAAGUUGUGGCUAACCUGCUAUUAUGGAUACGCUCCUUUCGAUUGCAUAUGUGAACCAGGGUUAUUAGUGAUCGUAACAAUAUUCUGCCUCUACACUUUACUUAAUCAUUUCCGAAACAUUGAACAGGCAUUGGCUGUUUUCUCUUACAUAUCUUUUUAACAUAUAGAUGACUCUAUCAACCUCGUCAUUUGAAGGUCACAUAGAAAUGCUUGCUUCUGUCUACUGACCCUUGCCAAUUUAAAGGAUGUUUCCUUUUACUGAUUAGAGGGCUUUGUUUACAUCCUUGGCCUGGUGAAGACGGGCGUGUUGAAUGUGUUCUCAUUACUUGUCGUUAAUGUUUUCAUUAACGUUUCAGGGACCCAUUGCAUAACAUAACUUUUAUGAGAUAAUUUUGCCAUCCAAUGGGUAUUUCUAUGGAAUCGGUGAUUUUGAUUUUCUGUUGAGCAUUGUUAUUACUAUUGGAAAGCAAAGUGAAUUUAAUAGUAACUAAUGUGCAAUUGAACCCAGGUGGAAGAUGAUUUUGAUACAGGGAUGGAACUUUUCAUAUGAAAUUGGGAAUUUCUACCUUAAACGUAUUUUGGGCUUAAAUAGACUUUUUUCUGUAAUAAAAGGGACAAUUCUAGAUGAUUCUCUUUUCCUUUUUUCAAAAAUCAAUUUUAAGUGACAUCCCUGAUGAUACGCAUCAAUAUAUCAUGCUUAUUUCCUUCAGUGUUGCAGAGACUAUAAAGCUUUAAUACGAUAAAAAUAAACAUAUUGAACUUUGGCAUACAUAUUAAGAAAAAUCACAAUUCAGAUUUGUCAAUCAUCAUACAACCCCACCUUCCAAAAGAAACAUUCAUACCUAAAUUUUCCAAACAAUUUUAUGUUGGAAACUGCAUUUUCUUCUGUGUGACAUAGCUUAUUUGUUCUUUUAUUGGUGAAAUGAAAGAGUCUGAUAUGACUAUCUAGUAUCUAGUAAGAAUUUUCUUUCAUAUUUUUUUCAUGAAUAUGAAUUGCCCUGUGAACGAGGCCUCAUGCAGAUCUUGAAAUUCUCCUUUGAUAGAUUGACCUGUAGAGAUUAUCUAAUCAUGAUUUCUGCCAAAAAAGCAAGGUUACAUUGUUUCCCCCACCACAGUAAUCUCAUCUUACACUACACCUUAAAGCUAGCAUUGGCCAUCGGAAUUACCUUCUCAAAAUCAAAAUGAAGCAUCUGACAUUUUAAAGGAAAGAAUUUAAUGUUUUUUAGUCAGAUAAGAAAUAUUUCUUGAUAGCAUUUUAAUUUUGAUGUCAAAAUUUAGUUUGAAAUUUGAUGAAUCUAUUAAAAAUAUGUCUUCUACUUUUUAUAUAAUUGCCCAUCACUGAUCAUCAAAGCAACUUUGUAAUUUUGAUUUUUUUUUUGCUUCUCAGAAGUUGUUGAAUCUUAUGCUCCUAAAAGAUUGAUAAUAUUUCAUUGUGAGCAAUUUGUAGAUCAUUGAUUGAUUGACAUGGAUUAUGAUAUCAUUGUAAUUCAUAGUUGACAAUACUUUACUCUGAUGACAUACAUGUUUCUGAGAAAGAAGAUCUGUAUUGAACUAUUGACUUAACUGGUACAAUAUACACUGUACCUCUUAGCCAUGACAUCUUAAUGACCUUAAACAAUGUUGUAUAAAAUGACCCACAUUAUAGUUACAUAAUACCUGAUAAUAUGAGAGGAUGUUGGUUGUGUUUUACAAGUCAACUUUCUGAGGAUAUCAUUAAUCACCAUUGACUGAGGUCUGGAUACAAUGGAUGGGAUAGAAGUAGAGAUUCAUUGAAAAUCAUACAAAUAAAGGUAGCUUGGGUUUAAGGCAAACUCCCACAGCAACAAUUAGCAUCAGCAUCUAGAGUCCAAGGCAUAGUUUUAUGAUGCUUGUCAGUGCUGAUAAUUCUCUGAUAGUUACCAUAGUUACAGAGACCAAUGCUUCUCAACCAAUCAAACCCAAAGAUUUCACUGAAACUUCAGUGCCGACAACUUCCAUGAAAUCCCCAAAGAAUUGCCCGAACUGUCUCUGUUUCCAUACCUGGAAUGCAACACUUCACAAAGCAGAAAAUCAAGUAUUGUUGAAAGCAUAAUGAAAAAAAGUAACAAAGCUAUGUUAAACAGCAGGUGUGAAAUGCAGAAAAUAAAAAUCAGCUAUUUUGAAGUUAGAAUGAGUUUGAUAUUUUCCCCGUAAUCAGGCAGAUAUUAAUAUGCCGAUUGAAGGAUUGAGGAACAAGGUGCUUUUCCACCCCCCUUGUGAUUUGUUUUCCCAUUGGUCAGUAUCCAGGGUCCAUCUGUCUGCGGUCUAAGCUCACUUUAAUCUCGGUCUAAUCUUGAUUUCCUCUAACCGGUU